UUGAUGAUUCUUACUGCUGGAGAAUAAAUGACCAAGAGCUCAGUUCUUUCUCGGCAAAGAAGACAUGGGAGUCUGUUAGACAACGCGAGGAGGAGAAGCCAUGGACCUCUAAUGUGUGGUUCAAAGGCUCUAUCCAAACCAUCUCUUUUUAUUAUGUGAAGACAGCUUCCAUCAGGUAUGAUUGUCCUCGGUCCUUCACCUUCGUUUUGUAGGAGCAGCUGCUCACCUUCGUUUUCUGAUACUCCUAAAAGGAAAAGAAGUAGCAUCUUAUGUGGUGGGAGUCAAUAUAGGCAUAUACAUUCUUCUGGGAGAUGUAAUAAUAAGCUGAGUGUUGUACCUUUGCUUAGAUAUGGUGGUGAUAGUAGAGGAGGGUCAUCUUUAGGGAUUGAUGAUGAUCUUUCAACUAAGUUCGGAGAGAUUGAUUUAGAGUCUCAAAGUAGAUUAGAUGGGGGAAGAUGGUCUACUAGUUGUAAGAGUCAAGAAGAAGGAAGUACACCGGAAAAUAUGCAGAGUUUGAGUAAUAAGUACAGACCGAUGUUCUUUGAUGAACUCGUCGGACAGAGUAUAGCUGUUCCGUCAUUAAUGAACGCUUUGAAGAAGGGUAGGGCUGCUAGUGUUUAUCUCUUCCAAGGUCCUAGAGGAACUGGGAAGACAUCUACUGCGAGGAUCUUCUCGGCCGCCUUGAACUGUGAUGUGGUGGCUGAAGAAAUGAAGCCUUGUGGGUACUGCAAAGAGUGUAGUGAGUUCAUGGCAGGGAAGAGUAGGCAAUUCUGCGUUGUGAAGGGAUAA
This is a messenger RNA of Raphanus sativus (radish), 789 nucleotides long. RefSeq names its product protein STICHEL-like 1. Gene Ontology annotation, cellular component: nucleus; DNA replication factor C complex. Lineage: Eukaryota; Viridiplantae; Streptophyta; Magnoliopsida; Brassicales; Brassicaceae. Gene Ontology annotation, molecular function: DNA clamp loader activity. Bases 178 to 789 code for a protein of 203 amino acids. The record is from RefSeq and is a predicted model, not a curated record. The transcript is spliced from 2 exons. Gene Ontology annotation, biological process: DNA repair; DNA-templated DNA replication.